UGCACUGAGAUUGAACAACAGGUGAGGGAGAAUGGAGGUGGGGAGAGGUUGUAUAGAGCCAAAGAAAAGGACACGCGACCCCCAGUGUUGGGGUCGCAUGUUUUGCUGCUGUGUGCCUAUGGUUAAGUCAAUGUUUGAGUGCGCGGUUCUUGCGGGUGGGUGAGUUGGAGGGUGCUUUCACGGGUUUAUGUCACGGUAGGCUGGUGAAUGUUCCAGUGGCAGCGAAAGGCGAUGGGUGUUGGUGGCAUCUUGCUCAUGCUUGUUGAAUAAAGGCAUGUGGCAGAUAGGCCUUUGGUAGAAAGGGUAGUGGAGAGAAAUGAAAGUGUUGGGGUGACGGCAGGACUUGAACCUGCAUUCCUUGCAGUCAACUUUUUGUCGGCAUAUGGGGCUAUCGUUGGCGCUACCACUAUCACGCCUCGUCACUAAGAGGUAGUGGAGAGAAAGAUGAAUAGGAAGGGUGUUGGGGUGAUGGCAGGACUUGAACCUGCACUCCUCCGGCCUGCCCAUGGACUUAUGGAGGCUACCAUUGGCGCUACCACUAUUGCACCUCACCAACCCAAAAGGUGGUGGAGAAGAGAAAAAGAAGGAAGGGUUGGGGUGACGGUGGGACUUGAACCCACAGUCCUCUGGCCAGUCCCGUCUGGGCUUAUGGAGGUCACCAUUGGCGUUGCCACUAUCGCGCUCGUCAUUCCAAAAAGCCAGUGCGGCUCUGGGCUUACGGGGUUGCGGUUGAUUGGCAUUACCACGGUGGCCACGUCAUCCUCCCUUCAGAUGUUAGAGGCCUAAUUAGUUUUAAACAGGGGCACCACGUGAAGGUUUAGGCCCGUGCCGGGUGUUCGCUGUGGUAGCAGAACUCCCCCUCGACUGACAUCCAUCGUCGAGGCCC
Molecule: messenger RNA, 886 nt
Organism: Cantharellus anzutake
Lineage: Eukaryota; Fungi; Basidiomycota; Agaricomycetes; Cantharellales; Hydnaceae
Exons: 2
Coding region: 445-786 (113 amino acids)
Source: RefSeq, a predicted model, not a curated record